AUGCCGUCAUUGCAGAGUGAGCACAAAGAAUGGGCCAAAACCUGGGGUCCCCACAUCGAUCUCUUUCUCCGGAUCCAACGGAACUUUCCUGGCACAGCAGCCCCAGACGCGGCGCCAGACGCCAAGACCCAGGCUCCUCCAUAUCUCCAUUACGCCAUCCACCCAGUUCCUACCACCAUAUACACAACACAAAUGGCCGCCCCACCCUCCCUCCUCCCGUUUGUCCUCAACGCUGACAACUUUCCUCACCACACGGGUACAUACCCUACCCACCACCCAGAGACCAACGAGCACUACACGCCGUUUCACGUCGCUGCAGCCGACCAUGCCGCCAAGCUCUACCCAGUCGGCCUGCUUCGCCCGGCCGUCCUCAUCGCUCUCGUCGUCGAGGAAGGCGCCGAGGGACCGUACGAGUUUGUGCGUGACCCCAAGACACAGGAUAUCGAGUGUGUCGCGUUCACAGCCGCGGUGCUGGCCCAGGGCCACGAGGCCAUGAACGCCGCCAUCGCCGCGACAGCGGCGCGAUGGAAGCAAGCGGGCAAGUUCCCCGAGGCUCUUGAUGGUGCGUUGUCUUUGUAUCUCACACCCGCUCUCGCCGCUGAUGGAUUUCUUAAAGGCUGGCGUAACGAGCUGUACGCCAUCUAUGCCUCGCCCAAGUCGGCCGCCCUCACAAAUGCACCCCGCGCUCCCUUUGGCAACCUUGUGUUCGGGUGUGAGCGCGCUGCCUGUGCCGUGUUUGGCUUUGCGACCUUUGGCGUCCACAUGACUGCGUACGAGGGAGAAGGGCAGGACAUGAAGAUCUGGGUGCCCCGUCGCAGCCCGACCAAAGCGACCUGGCCUGGCAUGCUGGACAAUUCCGUCGCUGGGGGUAUCGAGAUGGGCUACACGCCCUUCAACACCAUUGUCAAGGAGUGCGAUGAAGAGGCGUCUCUCCCUGCAGAUUUUGUCAAGAAGCGCUUGAGGAACGCCGGUGUCACGACCUACUUUUACAUCACCUCGGCCGGGUUCCUGCAGCCAGAGAUCGAGUACAUCUACGACCUGCCCCUGCCCCCUCGCGACUCGGCAGAGUACGUCCUCCCCCGGCCCCACGACGACGAGGUCGAGUCCUUCGAGCUCAAGACUGUCCCCGAGACAAUCGCCGCACUCCAGGCCGGCGAGUUCAAGCCCAACUGCGGCCUCAUCCUCGUCGACUUUCUCAUGCGCCACGGCCUCGUCACCCCCGAGACGGAGCAAAACUACCUCGAGAUCAGCUGGCACAUGCACCGCCGUAUCGGCGUCGGGUGCCCCGCCUAA
Molecule: messenger RNA, 1293 nt
Organism: Apiotrichum porosum
Lineage: Eukaryota; Fungi; Basidiomycota; Tremellomycetes; Trichosporonales; Trichosporonaceae
Exons: 7
Coding region: 1-1293 (430 amino acids)
Molecular function (GO): 8-oxo-dGDP phosphatase activity
Source: RefSeq, a predicted model, not a curated record